This is a messenger RNA of Ctenocephalides felis (cat flea), 1662 nucleotides long. RefSeq names its product D-beta-hydroxybutyrate dehydrogenase, mitochondrial. The coding region runs from base 176 to 1321 and encodes 381 amino acids. NCBI's taxonomy places the organism in Eukaryota, Metazoa, Arthropoda, Insecta, Siphonaptera, Pulicidae. The transcript is spliced from 7 exons. The record is from RefSeq and is a predicted model, not a curated record.
GAAUUUUGUCGACUAGUAUAAAAAUUGUUCGAAACGCGCUUCUCAUUCCGAUCCGACGACUCUGGACGAUGUAGUUUGUGUUGCUGCGCCCUCCUGUCGAAUGCUUUCCAGUUAAACGCCAUCGACAGAAUUCAUUAGAUUAAUUGGCCGCAUUGAAUUAAUCCAUUGGAGCGCGAUGCCCGUCGGUGGACCUAUUAAGAGGAUUCCGUCCAUGAAGCGGGGUUCGAUCAGCAAAGGCGCCAAGGGCGACAAGCCGGCCCAGCAAGAGUUGCCAUGGGACAUGAUCGACAGAUGUCUGUUGCCAAUUAUCUUCUGUCACGCAGCAGCCGUGCUCCUGUCUACGAUAUUGAAUGUUCUUCGCAUUUCUCAAGUAUCGACAUUCACUCUGUUCAUUUGGUUCACCGUGAGCACCAUGGGCGCCAUACUAUUCUAUCACAACCUUAAGGUGAGCGCGGCCGGCAAAGCCGUGCUGGUGACCGGUUGUGAUGGUGCUAUAGGCUGGACGCUGGCCCAGCGCCUGGAUGAACUUGGAUUUACGGUUUUUGCCGGAUUUCGCAGUCGUGCUGGUAAUGCAGACGCUGAUUUACUAAAGGAAGUCUGCUCAGGCCGCCUGCACACGUUGCAGCUAGAUACGACGUCAGAAACUCAAAUUCUGUCCGCAUCUUUAUACAUAGUGGAACAUCUACCGGAUGGUGCGAGUGGCCUCCACGCCGUGGUGAAUGCCGCCGCUUGGUGCGCAAUGGGCGAACUCGAAUGGGUUCCUUUCUCGGUUGUCAGGCGGUCCAUGGACGUCAACCUUUUAGGUACCACUCGUUUGACUCAAGCAAUGCUACCAUUGAUACGCAAAGCACGGGGCCGGGUCGUAUUCGUGACUUCAGGCUUAGCACGUGUAUCCGCACCUGUACGAGGUGUCCACUGUGCUGGUAUGGCCGCUCUGGAGGCGUUGGCAUCAUGUCUGCGCCGAGAGCUCAGGCCGAGGGCCGUUGAUGUUGUGGUAGUCGCCCCGGGAGAAUAUACUUCUGGCAACGCGUGGCUGUCCGAAACUUCACUUUUGAAUCAGGCAAAGGACAUGUGGGAGCAACUCAGUCAGGAGCAGAGGAAACUCUACGGGAAAGAUUAUUUUGAGCAGGCUUUGCGAUCCCUUGAGAAAUUCGUCAAAGGACCGGUGAAUCUGACGCCAGUCACCCGUUCCCUGGUUGAUGCCGUACAGCGUACAUUCCCGUUGCAGCGAUACACACCAGUCACCAGAGCAGAGAAAAUUCAGGCGUUCGUAGCUGCACAUCUUCCUUCAUCUGUCUACGACGUCAUAUACAACAAAUGAUGAAGAUUUUAUCAAAUUGUCAGGAAAUCAUAUUUGCGUUGACUGAGCACGGCUGGUCUGGAAACUUGUCGGUCAAUAGAAUCAGCAAUUUCAAUUCACAGUAGAUGAUGGUAUUGGUAUUGGCAUGGUCUGUCUUUUCUCAUUUCUACCUGAGAUUGUUUCCGACGAGCCGUGCUCAGUCAAGUCUGAUUCGGCAAAUACGCAAAAGUUAAAUAUCAAAUGACCAAAAGUGUAUAAUUACAUUUAGGUAACUAGAUAUGGAGAUUGCGUAAUUGGCAGUUCAAUACGAGAUCGAUCGAAAUUGAAAUUGUGUUCAAAUAUCUGUACCAUAAGUUAUAUUA